AGUUUGUGUAUAAAUAGUGUCGUUGGGUCUGGUUUGGAAACAGAAUCAACUUUGGAUUAAUCUAGCAGACAUCGUCUUGGAUCUUCUGGAAAAAUGAAAUUCUUUGUAAUUGCCUUUGCUGUGAUCGCAGCUGCCUCGGCGGCCUCCAUUGCCACGGAUUACCUGCCGCCAGUGGACAACAACCUGGAAUCUGCCUCCGAUCUCGUGGAGGUGCCCGCCGAGCAGGGAGUUCUCUCCGACGAUGGAUACCGCUACAAGACCGUGCGCCGCCUGAAGUUGCGCCACCGUCGUGAUGUGAACGAGCUCCCCUCCGGUGAAUACCUGCCCCCUGUGGAGGAGUCCGCCUCCGAGUCUUUUGGCGUCGAGACUCCUCUGGCUGAUGAUGGCUACCGUUACAAGACCGUCCGCCGUGUGAUCCGUCGUCGUCGCGACGUGAAUGAGCUCUCCGCCGAGUACCUGCCCCCUGUUGAGGAGUCGUCUUCUGAUGCUUUUGCCGUCGAGACUCCCCUGGCUGAUGAUGGCUACCGUUACAAGACUGUCCGUCGUGUGAUCCGUCGUCGUCGUGAUGUCUCCGAGCUGUCCCCUGAAUACCUGCCCCCUGUUGAGGAGUCCGCCUCUCAGGCUAUUGCCGUGGAGACCCCUCUUGCUGAUGAUGGCUACCGUUACAAGACCGUCCGUCGUGUCAUCCGCCGCCGUCGUGAUGUCAAUGAGCUCCCUUCUGGUGAGUACCUGCCCCCCGUUGAGGAGUCCGCCUCCGAGGCUGUUGGUGUGGAGACCCCUCUGGCUGAUGAUGGAUACCGCUACAAGACUGUCCGUCGUGUGAUCCGUCGCCGUCGUGAUGUGAACGAGCUGUCCGCCGAAUACCUGCCCCCUGUUGAGGAGUCCGCCUCCGAGGCUGUUGGUGUGGAGACCCCUCUGGCUGAUGAUGGCUACCGUUACAAGACUGUCCGUCGUGUGAUCCGUCGUCGUCGUGAUGUCUCCGAGCUCUCCCCUGAAUACCUGCCCCCUGUUGAGGAGUCCGCCUCUCAGGCUAUUGCCGUGGAGACCCCUCUGGCUGAUGAUGGCUACCGUUACAAGACCGUCCGUCGUGUCAUUCGCCGCCGUCGUGAUGUCAAUGAGCUCCCUUCUGCUGAGUACCUGCCCCCCGUUGAGGAGUCCGCCUCCGAGGCUGUUGGUGUGGAGACCCCUCUGGCAGAUGAUGGAUACCGCUACAAGACCGUGCGUCGUGUGAUCCGUCGCCGCCGUGAUGUCUCUGAGCUGCCUUCCGGCGAGUACCUGCCCCCCGUGGAGGAGGCCGCCUCUGCCAUCAUUGAUGUGCCCGCCGAGCAGACCGUCCUGGCCAGCGAUGGCUACCGCUACAAGACCGUCCGUCGUCUGAAGCUCCGUCGCCACUAAGCCGCCGAUUGUGUCACCUCCCACCGCAGCAUUUGAGAUUUUCGAGGAUAUUUUUCCAGAAGAAGUCCUGACUUUGACAGUCUCAAAGUGAAACUAACAAUAAGUCGAGCGUAUUAGUCAAUUUGAAUCCACUAUGAACAACCCGAGUACAAACCCGAACUAACAAUAAUAAAAACAUUUUUAAAACAAAAA
Drosophila sechellia is the source of this 1587-nucleotide messenger RNA. RefSeq lists its product as uncharacterized. The record is from RefSeq and is a predicted model, not a curated record. Lineage: Eukaryota; Metazoa; Arthropoda; Insecta; Diptera; Drosophilidae. The transcript has 2 exons. Gene Ontology annotation, molecular function: calcium ion binding. The coding region runs from base 94 to 1395 and encodes 433 amino acids. Gene Ontology annotation, biological process: negative regulation of protein sumoylation.